CCCGGCGGGGCCGGGAUGGGGCGGCGGGCGCUGCUGGGCGGGCGGGCUCCGCUCCACCUGCUGCUGCUGUGCCACGCCUGGGCGCUGCCUCCGCCGCCGCGGGAGGCGCAGCCGCUGCUGCCCGCCCGCCUGCCCGCUCCGCCGGGGCAGCUGGCGCUGCGCCUGGCCGCUUUCGGCCGCGCCGUCGUGCUUCGCCUCCGACCCGACGCCUCUUUCCUCGCCCCGCGCCUCCGCCUGCAGCGCUUGGGAGGCCGCCGGCCGCCGGGCCGGGCCGCUCCUCGGCGGGGCUGCUUCUACGCGGGGACCGUCGAAGGGCGUCCCGACGCACCCGCCGUGCUCAGCCGCUGCGGUGCAGGGCUCCGCGCCGCCUUCCUGCUCGACGGGGCGGCGUACGCGCUGCAGCCGCUCGGGCCGCCCGCUCCCGGCCCGCCCUGGCGCCGCCCGCACCGCCUCCAGCGCCGCGCCGCCCCGCCGGCCCCGACCCGCGCCCGGCCCCGGUCCGCAGCCGCUCCUGGGCAACCGCUCCGCCGCGCCCGGCGCUUCGUCUCCGAGGCGCGCUACGUGGAGACGCUGCUGGUGGCCGAUGCGUCCAUGGUACGCUUCUACGGGGAGGACGUGGAGAACCAUGUCCUGACCCUGAUGUCCAUGGCAGCUCGCAUCUACAAGCACCCCAGCCUGAAGAAUGCCAUCAACCUGGUGGUGGUGAAGGUGCUGGUGGUGGACGAGGAGGCGGCGGGGCCGGAGGUGUCGGACAACGGCGGCCUCACCCUACGUAACUUCUGCAGCUGGCAGCAGCAGUUCAACCCACCGAGCGACCGGCACCCUGAGCACUAUGACACCGCCAUCCUGCUCACCCGACAGGAUUUCUGCGGGCAUCAAGGCUGUGACACGCUUGGGGUGGCGGAUAUCGGCACCAUGUGUGACCGCAACAAAAGCUGCUCGGUGAUCGAGGAUGAGGGACUGCAGGCCGCCUACACGCUGGCUCACGAGCUGGGCCACGUGCUCAGCAUGCCUCACGAUGACUCCAAGACCUGCGAGCGGCUCUUCGGGCCCCUGGGCAAGCACCAUAUGAUGGCCCCGCUCUUUGUCCACCUGAACAAGAGCCAGCCCUGGUCCCCAUGCAGCGCCAUGUACCUCACCGAGUUCCUGGAUGGAGGGCACGGUGACUGCUUGCUUGAUGCCCCGGCCCAAGCCCUCUCCCUGCCCUCGGAGCUGCCCGGCCGAGGGGCCCUGUACAGCCUGGACCAGCAGUGCCAGCAGAUCUUCGGCAAAGACUUCCAGCACUGUCCCAACACCACAGAGGAGGACGUCUGCGCCCAGCUGUGGUGUAGGACCAGUGGUGGGGAGCCGCUGUGCCACACCAAGAAUGGCAGCCUGCCCUGGGCUGACGGAACCCCCUGCACGGGCGGCGGGCUGUGCUGGGAUGGAGCCUGCCUGCCACAGGAAGCACUGCAGCCCCAGCCGGCGGUGGACGGCGGCUGGGGCGCGUGGAGCCCGUGGGGCGCAUGCUCGCGGACGUGCGGCGGCGGCGUGCAGUUCUCCCACCGCCACUGCGACCGGCCCCGGCCCCAGCACGGCGGCCGCUACUGCGAGGGCCAGCGCACCCGCUACCAGUCGUGCCACACCGAUGAGUGCCCGCAGGAUGGCAAGAGCUUUCGGGAGCAGCAGUGCGAGAAGUACAACAGCUACAACUUCACGGAUCAGGAGGGGAACCAGCUGGAGUGGGUCCCCAAGUACGCCGGGGUGUCCCCCCGGGACCGCUGCAAGCUCUUCUGCCGAGCCAGGGGAAGGAGCGAAUUUAAAGUCUUCGAGCCCAAAGUGAUAGACGGGACACUGUGUGGUCCGGAGACCCUGUCCAUCUGCGUGCACGGGCAGUGCAUCAAGGCCGGCUGCGACCACGUUGUUGGGUCCUCCAAGAAACUGGACAAGUGCGGGGUGUGCGGCGGCAACGGCUCGACCUGCAGGAAGAUUUCCGGCUCGCUCAACCGAUCCAAGUACGGCUACAAUGACAUCGUCACCAUCCCGGCUGGGGCAACCAACAUUGACAUCAAGCAGCGCAGCCACCGCGGGGUGCGCCACGACGGGAACUACCUGGCCCUGAGGACCCUGGAGGGCAGGUACCUGCUGAACGGCGACUUUGCCAUCUCAGCCAUGGAGCAGGACAUCCUCAUUAACGGCACCAUCCUCAAGUACAGCGGCUCCAUGACGACCCUGGAGAGGCUGCAGAGCUUCCGGCAGCUCCCCGAGCCCCUCACCGUCCAACUGCUGACCAUCGCCAGCGAGGUCUUCCCACCCAAAGUCAAGUACACCUUCUUCAUCCCUAAAGACGUCCCCUUCAGCAAGCAGAAGGACAAAGAGAAGAAGUCGGCCAACAUCAUCCGCCCGAUGCUCACCUCGCAGUGGGUGCUGGGCGACUGGUCCGAGUGCUCCAAGACCUGCGGCUCCGGCUGGCAGAGGCGGACGGUGGAGUGCCGGGAUGUCGAAGGCCAACCUUCAGCCACCUGCGACCGAGCCCUCAAGCCUGAGGACAUCAAACCCUGCGGUGACGUUCCCUGCCCGCUCUGGCGCAUGGGUCCUUGGUCGCCAUGCUCCCAGACGUGCGGCGAGGGCGUGCGGACGCGCAACGCUUCCUGCAUCCACUACACAGGCACCGUCAUCGCCCCGGAGAAAUGCAGCUCCCCGAGGCCACUGCCAGCCACCACCACCUGCCUGCUGCAGCAGUGCUGAGCGGGGACGGCGGGGGACAGGGCUGGGGACGCAGGCCACCGGGUGCCACCGUGCCGCAGGCUCGCUCGAGGACGGGAGCCGCUGGUAGCCUGGCGGUUCGUCUACCUCAGAGGGGGGAAUAAGGGCAGCAAGACAGGGAGGAAUCAGUUCUUUUUGUCCUUUCUUUCCUGCUGGCUCGCUGGGGCUGCGGGUUCAGGAGGGGUGGGAUGGGUGGUGGUGGUGUGGGACAUGGUAAAAUUGGGGCUUCUUUGUGAAAGCGCUGUUGUGCAGCUCAGGUCGCCAUCCCCGCCGCGCAGCAGUGUGGGUGUGUUGAGCAUUUUAUCAGCUGCGGUUUUUCAGCUGGAGAUAAGUGGCUCGUGUGGCUGGAAGGGAAUGAGCCGAGGGCUGGGCUAUAGGCGGUCGUGGCGGCUUCUGCUGGAUUUAUAACCCAGGAGGUGCCAAAGCUCUGCCUCCAAACAUCCCCCGCAGCCGCCGUUCCUCCCUGAGCCGCAGCCCCACGAGGAACACGCAUCCCCACACCUCCAUUUCCCCAGUAUAAAACCAAUCCCACCCCUGUUGCCACUUGCAGGGUUGCCCCAAGGAUUAACUAAAGCUCUGCAGUGCUCUGGCUGUGCGAUGCCUGUUGCUGUCCCCGUUCCCCUGUGGAGCAGACACUUGGCUGUGCUCGCAUCCCCUCUCCCAUCCUCUUGGUUCUGCCUGCCGCACGCUUACUUUACCAGCCGUGCUUUUCAUUUUGGAGAUGAGACCCAACCGGUGCCACUGUUCAGCCCCGAUCCCUGGAGCCCUGGGCACACAAGGAUGCUCAGCCCCAGCGUUUGGCUCCAUUUGGGGCUGGAAGCUCCAACAGGGAGUCCCGCAGGGCUGCAGCUCCUCUCCCAGCCCAGACGCUCUGGCCGUGCUGCAGAUGCUGCUCACUCACUGACCUCUCCCCUUUUGAAGCAAUCGCCUCUUGUUGGACGUGUGCUGGCAGCAGCUGGAGCCUUGGGAGCGGGGCUGGAAUUUGCAAAUGUUUUGUCAUUGACAUCGCACGGUGGGAAGAUACUUUGGGAUUUUUGCUACAUCUGACUUUCCCCAUUUGCAAAACGAAGCUGCCUCGUGAAGCUGCUUUUGGUCCAGGAGCUGCUCAAUCCUCCGCUGCAAAUGGGAGGGAGCUUUUGCAAGUAGGGCUGAGCAUGAUGCAAUUGUUUUGCCAGCAUGGAGGUGACCGAAGAAUGGCAGGUCCACAUUGCAAACUGUGCCUUGGGGGGAAUCGCUUUUGUCCCCAUUGUUACAGCAAGACUGAGGCUUUUCAAGCAGAGAGCACACCUUGUCUGCAAGGAGGCUCUGCUGUCGUUCACUGCACGGAGAUGUGAAUCUGGGCAGCUGCAGGGAUAAGAGGGAUGCAGAU
Numida meleagris (helmeted guineafowl) is the source of this 4114-nucleotide messenger RNA. It is a transcript of the gene ADAMTS8, whose product is annotated as ADAM metallopeptidase with thrombospondin type 1 motif 8. The transcript has 9 exons. NCBI's taxonomy places the organism in Eukaryota, Metazoa, Chordata, Aves, Galliformes, Numididae. Bases 16 to 2727 code for a protein of 903 amino acids. Gene Ontology annotation, molecular function: metalloendopeptidase activity; zinc ion binding. Gene Ontology annotation, biological process: proteolysis; extracellular matrix organization. The record is from RefSeq and is a predicted model, not a curated record.